CCGACCCCGCACCCCGUGACAAUCCAACCUCAGCCGACCGUUUCCGUCUCACUGUCCAAGCAGCCAACGCUCACUUAUACCAGCUCUGAACCGAAGUCGACCUGCCAGUCUGGGUGCGGCGAGUAUGACUGCCGCCAGUUUGGCUGCGGCGACGACGACGACGACGACGACGAUGACAACGAUGACGAUGACGAUGACGAUGACGAUAACAAUGACGACGACGACCAUGGCUGUGGAAUUUUUGGCUGCGGUGGCGGAUGUGGCAUCCUCGGCUGUGGCGGAGGUUGCGGCUUGGCCGGGUGCGGCACCGGCUGUCUUCCCGGUAUUGGAUGCCCUCCAGGAAGUCAGUGCCCUCUCAACAAAUGCGGCGGCAUUGGAUGCAGGGGUGGAGGCUGCGGAACUGAGAAUGAAGGCGACUGUGAGCCAGAGACGGCGGACGAUUGCACCCUGUGGGUGAGCAGCACUUUGACAGCCUCUCCCGGCCGAUACAGUACCACCACAAGGGUAAGUGGCUGAACUUGUCGGGCUUCUGGAGCCUGGA
Molecule: messenger RNA, 541 nt
Organism: Canariomyces notabilis
Lineage: Eukaryota; Fungi; Ascomycota; Sordariomycetes; Sordariales; Chaetomiaceae
Exons: 2
Coding region: 125-457 (110 amino acids)
Source: RefSeq, a predicted model, not a curated record